Messenger RNA from Nicotiana tabacum (common tobacco), 3456 nucleotides. RefSeq lists its product as uncharacterized. Gene Ontology annotation, molecular function: ATP binding; protein kinase activity; protein binding. The record is from RefSeq and is a predicted model, not a curated record. Gene Ontology annotation, biological process: protein phosphorylation. NCBI's taxonomy places the organism in Eukaryota, Viridiplantae, Streptophyta, Magnoliopsida, Solanales, Solanaceae.
AUGAAGUCUUUUAAUGCUUUCCUUUGUCUUAUGCUUUCUUGCUUAUUAUGUGUUGUUUCUACAGUUGCAUCUUCCAAACUUGCUGGAAAUGAAACUGAUAGAUUAGCCCUUCUCAGCAUCAAAGGACAAAUAACUUAUGAUCCUUUUGGUGUUAUGUAUUCUUGGAACGAUUCAUUCCAUCAUUGCAGCUGGCAAGGCGUUACAUGUAGCAAGCGACAUCAAAGGGUGACUUUGCUGGAUUUAAGCUCCAAACAGCUUGUAGGAACAAUAGUUCCUCAUAUAGGAAAUAUGAGUUUUCUUAGAAAACUAACUCUUCGAAAUAACACCAUCAACGGUGAGAUACCACAGGAAAUCGGAAGAUUAUUCAGGUUACAGAACUUAGAGCUCGCGAACAACUCAUUUACUGGUGAAAUUCCAGUGGAACUUUCAAAUUGCUCUAGGCUCAUAUAUCUUGAUUUGGAUGGUAACAGACUGACCGGGAAAAUCCCUGUGGAGCUUGGUUUGUAUUUAAGAAAUCUUCAGGUACUUUUUCUUAGAUCAAAUAAUUUAACAGGAGAGUUGCCAUAUUCUUUAGGUAAUCUUUCAUCUCUAAUUGCCUUAGCAGCACCAGAGAAUAGAUUAGAAGGAAGUAUACCAUAUUCAUUAGGCCAAUUGACUAACUUGAGCUAUAUUUCUCUUGGUGCUAAUAUGAUUUCUGGUGAUAUUCCCAUUUCACUCUUCAACUUAUCAUCUCUUUAUCAUUUUGCUGCUCCAGUUAACCAACUUAAAGGAAGUCUUCCUAUAGAUAUUGGAUCGACUCUUCCAAGUCUUCGCUUACUUUAUUUGCACUCGAACUUAUUGAAUGGAGUGGUUCCAAGUUCCAUUUCUAAUUUAACGAGACUUGAAAUUAUCUCAUUAUCAAGAAACCAGUUGUCCGGGAAAAUCCCUUCUCUGGAAAAUCUCCAUAACCUUCGGGGACUAGGAAUGCAUUUCAAUAAUCUUGGAACCGGGAGAGAAGAUGACAUGGAUUUCUUUUCUUCCUUGGUUAACAUUACCAGUUUUCGAGAACUGAGUUUGAGUGUGAAUAAUAUAGGAGGCCAGUUGCCUAAGAAUAUUGGCAACUUCUCAACCAAGUUUAGAUCUAUUGGUUUUGCUAGGAACAAACUAUUCGGACGAAUACCUGAUGGAUUUGUAAGUCUCAGCAACAUGGAAAUAGUAAGUUUGGAGUAUAACCAAUUGACUGGUGAAUUUCCAGUUAAUCUUGGCAAACUUCAAAAGCUCAAGUAUUUCUAUGUUAAUGGAAACAAACUUUCUGGAAAAAUCCCUUCUUCCAUUGGAAACUUGACAUCCUUGUAUGGACUUAAUCUAGCUCAGAACAAUUUAGAAGGGACAAUUCCUUCAGUUCUUGGAAAUUGCCAGUUGUUGCAAAUGUUGUAUCUUUCUGGAAACAGACUCAGCGGCGCAAUACCAAAAGAGGUCCUCAGUAUCUCAGCCUUGUCAAUCCAACUAGACCUGUCCGGAAAUCAGUUAAGUGGCACUCUUCCCCUUGAAAUAGGAAGUUUAGUCAAUCUCGGGUAUCUUGAUAUCUCCGAUAACAAGUUAUCUGGAAAACUUCCUAGCACUUUAGGAAGUUGCAUUAGGUUGGAAAAUCUCUAUGUUCAAGGUAACAUGUUUGAAGGUGUGAUCCCGUCGCCUUUAAGCUCCUUGAAAGGGCUUGCAUAUUUGGACUUUUCGCGUAAUAAUUUCUCUGGUGUUAUUCCUAAGUACUUUGAAACUUUUUCAUCCUUGAAAAGCUUAAACAUGUCGUUUAAUAAUUUUGAGGGUGAAGUACCCCAAGGGGGAGUUUUCAGUAAUGCAAGUGGAGCAAUAAUCAGCGGAAACAGAAAUCUUUGUGGAGGUUCUCAAGUGCUAAAGCUACCACAAUGUAAAGAUUCAAUGCCAAAGAAGGGAAGAUUAUCACCAACUCUAAAGAUAAUUAUUUCUGUUGCUUGUAGUUUAUUUGGAGUAAUGCUAGUUUUGGUAGGCGUAGUUUUCUGUAUUUUAAGGAGGAAGAAACAUAGCGCUUCACCCUAUUUACCAGAUGAUUCAUUUUUGAAAAUCUCCUAUGGUGAACUGCUGAAAGCAACCAAUGGAUUCUCUUCAGAAAAUCUCAUUGGUAAGGGUGGUUUUGGUUGUGUAUACAAAGGAAUUCUUGGUUCAGAUGAGAAAAAUGUCGCGAUCAAAGUACUUGAUUUGCAGCAUAGAGGAGCUUUAAAGAGCUUUAUUGCAGAAUGUGAAGUUCUAAAGAACCUUAGGCAUAGAAAUCUUGUCAAGUUAGUAACUGCAUGUUCAGGUACUGAUUUUCAGGGCAAUGAUUUUAAGGCCCUGAUUUACGAGUUCAUGGUUAACGGUAGCCUGGACGAUUGGCUGCAUUCAUUUUCCAUUGAUGGAAGUCUGCACGUACUACAUCUAGAUCUUUAUCAGAGAGUAAAUGUUGCAAUUGAUAUUGCUUUCGCGCUAGAGUAUCUUCAUCAUGGAAGCCAAAUACCAGUUGUUCAUUGUGAUUUGAAGCCGAGCAAUGUCUUACUAGACAUGGACAUGACUGCCCGUGUUGGCGAUUUUGGUAUGUCAAGGUUCCUCCAAGAAACAGCUCAGCAAACUUCACCAAGAAAAACUAGCACUAUUGGUAUUAAAGGAUCAAUUGGCUAUGCAGCUCCAGAAUAUGGAAUGGGAAGUGAAGUGUCAACUUUAGGUGACAUAUACAGCUAUGGCAUUAUCAUAUUGGAGAUGAUUACAGGGAAAAAGCCGACAGACGACGCCUUUUCAAAUGGAUUGAACCUUCACAACUAUGUUAAAAUGGCUUUCUCUGCUGGUAGAGUUAUAGAAAUUGUUGAUCCAAUGAUUUGCCACAACUUGCAAGAAGAGGAGACCACCAACACUAUUGCUGAAAGGAAAACCAAAGAUUACAUUAGAGAGUGCUUAAUUUUUAUGUGUAAAAUUGGGAUUGCUUGCACUAUGGAAUCACCAAAAGAAAGAAUGGGACUUAGUGAUGUUGUUAAAGAGUUGCACAAAGUACACAGUUCCGUUGAAGUGGAGUCUCCCGUUGGCCUGCUUCCAGUAUACCUUAGUAUCCAAUUGCUUGUUGAAUUGCGGAAGACCCCUCCCAAUCCAUAUUUAGGAGGCGUGCCAGUGGAGGAGUCAUCAGUAUUAAGCUUAAUGGUUCCUCCAGUGAGUGGUUCCCAUUUGACAAUUUCAUCCGCUGCCGCAAUCAAAGAAGAAAAACUCAACAAACGUUUGAGCAAAUUGCGGAUCGCACAUGAAUUGUGCGGCCGCAAAAGCUGGGCUAGGAUCCAAGAUCAGAGAGAUGACAAAAAGCCAAGUCCAGAGUUUCCUCAAAUUGCGGUCCGCACAAAAUUUGUGCGGCCGCAGAAGAUUAUCUUGCGGUUGCAAUCAUACUAUUGCGGACCGCAAAAGAGUACCUUGCGGCCGCAGUGCUAA